AUGGGGACCUCCAUCUUGGACACCGUGGGAAGUUCGGGGACUUUGGUUUCUUGCCGCACCACGAAGUCAGUCUCGCGCGACUUCCAGCGGAAGCUGGUGGUCAAGUCCUUCCUUGAUGCCAAUGGGUACAUGCAUGUGAACGAGGCAAAGCACUCCUGGGGCCGCACGCGCUAUCCACUCCACAUGGCUGUCCAGCAGAAGAAGCCUGCCAUCGUGAGGGCCUUGAUCCGACUCGGAGCACGUCUCAACUCCCAGACAAAUCGCGGCCUGACUCCUGAGGCAUUGGCACAGCGCCUUCACCGUCGUUGGGGUGGCUACCAGGAGGUUCUGGACGUCUUUGAGGAAGUCGGGCGCGAUCCGGAAAUUCGAAUGCACCAACGGGCGGUAACGACCGGCCAGCUCAGUGAUGGCUGCGUUGGAGCCGCCGACUUUCUGACAACAGUUCAGGCAUGA
Symbiodinium pilosum is the source of this 453-nucleotide messenger RNA. The record is from the annotation of a GenBank genome assembly. Lineage: Eukaryota; Dinophyceae; Suessiales; Symbiodiniaceae.